GCUCCCUUGCCCAACGACACCUUAUCGCCUCCCCGGUUAACAAACAGUUAGAAAGCAAAAGAUACCUCAAUUUCUCCUCUUUGAACUCCGUGCUCCAACUCUAACUAUUGAAGCUCGAAUAUACCCGCUCUUGCUGCCCAGGAAUAGUGCUGCCGCCGCCGCUGGCCAUCCUUGCUCCCGCAACUCCUCCCAACCGCCCGUCUUCCCAACCUCAUUCUUGCACUCCGCUUCCACCAAAGCAAAUCCUCUACUCUCAUCGAAUCCUAGUUCAAUAUCCGAAGCCUACUGUCGCUUGAUUACAUUCCCUUUCAGCUUGAUUGUGCCAUGAGGCCCAAUUAGACAGUACACACGUACCACACGAGCCCAUGGCUAUCAUUCGAUACCAGCCCGAGGAGCUUUUACGCCUUCGCGAAUCCCCUCUAGUGAUCAAGCCGGAUAAUUUACCACCUAUAGAAGAAUGGAUGGGCCCUAUCCCAGACCCCACCGCUCAGAAGAAAAACCCCCGAGAUCCAACAAAUCAAUUGGAGUCGGCCAAUAAUCAGCGGCGCCCGAGUUUUUUUGAGUCGCGCCAUAUCUCACGCACCUCUAAUUCAGAAGAUCUUGUCCUUGGUCCCCCCAAAACGUCAUUUGCCUCUGCCACCAGGGGCUUUGGAAAAUCAAUUGAUGCUACCGACAGAUCUUUCAAGAACAACGACCACGAUGAUACGAAACAAGACCGUUUUGGAGGUUUCCGUGACAAAUUCUUCAAGGACAGAGAAUAUGGAGACAGGGAUAAAGAUCCGGAUAGAAGAGAUAACCGAACCAACCUUACUAAUGGCCGUCGGAUGAACCGAGAUGAUCGAGAAGAUUGGAAUAGUAGACCACGACGAAAUUUUGGACUGGAAGAAGAUCGUGACAGAAGAUCUAGACGAAGUGGCGAUGGAGAUCGCUGGGAUGGUAGAGACUCAAAAGAGCAUCGCGACCAGCAAGACGGAGGCGAACGUGUGAAUCGGGAUAGGGACCAGGGAAGGUUCCCUGGUCGUCGUGAUACGCCUGCUAGACAGAGACAUGAUCAAUUCUGGCACCGUGAUGGUGAGUCGCAGGAUACAGGCGAGCUGGAGGAAGAUAAGACACCGAUUCGGAACCGCGAAUGGCGCCGAGGUUUACAUGGCCCAGACCGCGAUUGGAAUCGGCCCGUUAAGCAAGAACAAGACCCUGAAUGGAUGGAUUCCACCGCUCGUUCUGACACCAAAGAGGCACACACUCAGGAGGAUUUCCAGCGAUGGAAAGAGAGGAUGAAGGCCGGCGCUGCUCAGGUUUCCGGUGAUACGAAGAAAGAGGUUGAGCCCGAACCUCCUAAGCAAGAGCCAAAGACAGUCGAAACCAAGCGAGUCGAUGGCGAGAUGUUUAGCAGCCUUGACCCAUCCUUUCAAACUGACGCUGGCCUGGACAACUUUUUCGGUCUUUUUGGAGGGCACAAAGCCACGCAGGAUUCUCCACUUGAGAAUUUAGCACCCGAAAGCAAGAAAGAAACUCCUAAGCCGGUAAAAUCUUCAAGAUUCGCUGGAUUUUUUAACACUCAGAAUGAAGCCAAAGAGGCUGAACCCCCGCAGUCAGGUACACCACGACCAGCUUCUACGGAUGCAGACCAGGAAGGGUUUCAACGUAUUCUUCAAAUGCUUGGGGGUAAUAAAUCGAGAAAUGCCACCCCUCAAGUUGAGGAACCAAACCAACCCCGUCCUCCGCUCAUGCAAAUUCCUCAAUCUGACUUUGCAAAGGCACCGCCACCGGCCACAUCUCCUCUACGAGAGACGUUCAAUCGCCAGGAAUAUAUGAAUUUCCAAGAUCAGGCCCCACGAGACAAGGCACCGCCAGGAUUGGAGAAUCUACUUGCGCAGAAAGCUCCUAAGGAGAAUAACGCUCAUGGCCGCGAUACCGAAUUCUUGCUGCGUCUUAUGCAACAGUCAAAGCUAUCCACACAAACACCAACCGGCCAAAAUCCCCCUUCUUCGCAAGGCCCUGCAGGACGGGGUUUAAUCGACUUGCUGGCUGGAAACCAGGGUGUGCAAGUCCAGAAAAAUCCGGUCUACAUAGACGAUCCAGCAAUUGCAAAUUUCCGCCAGUCUAACGCAAAUGAUCCACGGAAUCAGCUUCGUCGGCGACCUACUGGCGGACCAACUGGAUAUUUUGACGAAAUGCCCUAUCCUGGGGCUACAAGCGGAAAUCACACUCCCAGCAACCCGCCUGGGCUCCGCCCUCAAGGCCCACCGCAGCAACCCAUGAAUAUCCAGCGACCUCCUGGCCUUGAGCACGUUAAUCCCAAUAACUGGCCAAACCAGCAGAUUCCACAGCAAUCAAACCAAAUGAUGCUGCCUCCGGGCCUUCCCGCUCCACAAACGCGGAAUAUAAAUGCAAACUUCUCUCCUGCACAUCCAAUGCCUUUACCAGCAGGGAUGACGCCAUCGGCGGAACGCCCACAAUUUCAGCGGGGAGCUAGUGGAAACGGCCCGACUGGUUUCGCCCCGCCGCCUGGGAUAAUGCCUCCUCCAGGUUAUUUGAACAUGAACGCUCCUCCACCAUCAGGCUUUCCACUCAUGCCACAUUCCGUAGAGGCGAUGAUGAACUUGUCCCAUGGACACCCUGGCCAUUAUGGAGCAGGUCCACAGCAAGGUCCUCAUCAGCCAUCGUCGCGCCAGUUGCUUGAGAUGUUUACGCAGCAUGGUGGCAACCCAGGAGACGGAAAUGUUGGCGCCCGUAGUGGCGCAGGAAUGAUGGGUCCAGCAGGUCCUUACCGCUAG
Coccidioides posadasii C735 delta SOWgp is the source of this 2777-nucleotide messenger RNA. RefSeq lists its product as uncharacterized. NCBI's taxonomy places the organism in Eukaryota, Fungi, Ascomycota, Eurotiomycetes, Onygenales, Onygenaceae. The record is from RefSeq and is a predicted model, not a curated record.